AUGACAUCUCUACACCAAGAGCCAGGGGCUUAUUACGCCGACCAGCUUCCCCAAACUUACUAUAACUCGCAUGUCCCACAACAUGCCAUUAUCAACAACCAGAUAGACCAGCACGAACGUCCGCAGUUCUACCAGGCCGAAAAUGGUAACUCCCAUCCACCUUACGAUGCUAACGAAUCUCCUCAUCAUGAAUACUAUCAGCAGGAACCUAUCACCGCUGGUGCUCCUGUCAUCCCAGAAGCUGCUCCAAGACCUGCUCCCACUCAGAUACCCCAGCCACAUAUGCCUCCACAGCCUCCAAUGGAUCAGCCUGCUGAGCAGCCGUUCUACGUGAAUGCUAAGCAGUAUCACAGGAUAUUGAAGAGGCGUAUCGCCAGAGCCAAGUUGGAGGAAACGCUUAAGAUUGCAAGAACCAGAAAGCCAUACUUGCACGAGUCAAGGCACAAGCAUGCCAUGAGACGUCCUCGUGGUCAAGGUGGCCGUUUCUUGACAGCUGCUGAAAUUGCUGAGAAGGAGAGAUUGGAAAAGAUGAAGAGCAUGGAGAACUCUGAUGAUGGAGAUUCCAAGCCAAAUGGCUCUGACGCCCAAAAGAAAAGUGACACUUCCGAAUCCGGCUCUUCUGCCAACACUCAGCACUCCUCCCCUGCUACCACUGAACAUUCAGCUGUGGAGCAAAAAGACGUUGGGGAGUCUAUCUUCCAGAAUCUCAUCAGCGAGCCUGGUAAUUAA
Candidozyma haemuli is the source of this 729-nucleotide messenger RNA. It is a transcript of the gene HAP2, whose product is annotated as Hap2p. Lineage: Eukaryota; Fungi; Ascomycota; Pichiomycetes; Serinales; Metschnikowiaceae. Gene Ontology annotation, molecular function: DNA-binding transcription factor activity, RNA polymerase II-specific; RNA polymerase II cis-regulatory region sequence-specific DNA binding. The record is from RefSeq and is a predicted model, not a curated record. Gene Ontology annotation, biological process: regulation of transcription by RNA polymerase II. Bases 1 to 729 code for a protein of 242 amino acids. The transcript has a single exon. Gene Ontology annotation, cellular component: CCAAT-binding factor complex.